AUGUCUAAUGAUUUUUUAAAUUAUCGUACAAAUACGAUGAAUAUUAAUAGUGAAUUAAUGGAUGCAGUUGAAUGUAUUCAUUUUUAUGAUAAAGCACUACUAUCAUUAGAUUUAUUUAAAUUGAUUCAACAAAUGUUUGGAAAUAUGGAUGAAUUAAGAUUCUCGAUUCCUUUGAAUAUAGAUAGUAAUAUGUUGUAUGACAAGAAUAUAAAAUUAGAUACAACUGAAUCAUUACUGUUAUUAUUUUUUCAUGAAGAUUAUGAUAUCAAGUACCCUGUUAUAAAACGUAUUUUUCAAUUAACACCAUAUAUAAAAGAAUUAGAAAUAUCAUUUUAUUUAUUAUUUCAAAUUAAAUAUCACUUACAUGACGAUCGACAUUUAUAUGUAAUAUGUCAACAAAUAAGAAAUUUAAUAAUUUGCAAUUAUCGUGAUAGUCGAGAAUAUAGUCAAGAUUUGGAUAAUCCAUUUGACGCUGAAAUACAAGCCAUAUUUAUAAAUACAAAACUUUCUUUCUAUGAAUAA
Didymodactylos carnosus is the source of this 522-nucleotide messenger RNA. The record is from the annotation of a GenBank genome assembly. Lineage: Eukaryota; Metazoa; Rotifera; Eurotatoria; Philodinida; Philodinidae.